UCUAAUAUAAACCCUAGCUGCUCUUCGCAUUUGCUUACUCCGUCCUUUAUAGUGUUUUCCUCCGCCGUUCUUAGUCACAGAAAAGCUCGGAAGAAGCUUUAGGAGUUGCAGAAAUGGGUCCCAAGAGAGGUGGAAAGGUGGCAGUGUCUGCCAAGAAGAAACAAGAGAAGGUUGCGAAUCCGUUGUUUGAGAAGCGGCCGAAGCAGUUUGGUAUUGGAGGGGCUUUACCUCCUAAGAAGGAUCUGCAUCGAUUUGUGAAGUGGCCCAAGGUUGUUCGCAUUCAGAGGAAGAAGAGGAUCCUCAAGCAGCGGUUGAAGGUUCCACCAGCAUUGAACCAGUUCACCAAGACACUCGACAAGAACUUAGCAACAAAUCUGUUCAAGUUACUCCUCAAGUACAGGCCAGAGGACAAGGCGGCCAAGAAGGAACGUCUCCUGAAAAGGGCCCAGGCUGAGGCUGAAGGCAAAGCACCCGAGUCUAAGAAACCAAUUGUUGUGAAAUAUGGUCUUAACCACGUUACAUACCUUAUCGAGCAGAAUAAGGCACAAUUGGUUGUUAUUGCUCAUGAUGUCGAUCCCAUAGAGUUGGUAGUGUGGCUCCCGGCUUUGUGCAGAAAAAUGGAGGUCCCUUACUGCAUUGUGAAGGGAAAAGCACGUUUGGGAUCGAUUGUCCACAAGAAAACUGCAUCUGUCUUGUGCUUGACCACAGUUAAGAACGAGGAUAAGAUGGAAUUUAGCAAAAUCCUCGAGGCAAUCAAGGCCAACUUCAACGACAAGUACGACGAGAAUAGAAAGAAGUGGGGAGGCGGAAUCAUGGGCUCCAAGUCGCAAGCCCGGACCAAAGCAAAGGAGAGGCUUCUUGCGAAGGAAGCUGCACAGAGGAUGAAUUAAGAGGAACGACACACCAUUAGUCAUCGUUCGUGUUUUGAUUUAAUAGUCUCGUGUAGUAAGUUACAAUCAAUUUUCGACUUGUUCUACUCUUUUCCCUUACCGACAUUGAUAUCUAUUUUUGUGGUUGAACUUUCUAAAUGCCCAGUACCUGCCGCUUGUGGUGCACUUCUGUGAUUUUCUUGAACUAUCAAUCAAUGUUUUGUUUUGCAUGUUA
Hibiscus syriacus is the source of this 1104-nucleotide messenger RNA. RefSeq names its product 60S ribosomal protein L7a-2-like. Bases 114 to 890 code for a protein of 258 amino acids. Gene Ontology annotation, biological process: ribosome biogenesis. The transcript is spliced from 7 exons. NCBI's taxonomy places the organism in Eukaryota, Viridiplantae, Streptophyta, Magnoliopsida, Malvales, Malvaceae. Gene Ontology annotation, cellular component: ribonucleoprotein complex. The record is from RefSeq and is a predicted model, not a curated record.